Messenger RNA from Acyrthosiphon pisum (pea aphid), 2868 nucleotides. RefSeq lists its product as uncharacterized. Bases 649 to 2406 code for a protein of 585 amino acids. Lineage: Eukaryota; Metazoa; Arthropoda; Insecta; Hemiptera; Aphididae. The record is from RefSeq and is a predicted model, not a curated record. The transcript has 10 exons.
AUGCAUAAUAGAGUAGGUACCUACACCUGUGAUAGACAAUUUAUAGUUUAAAUAGUUAUAUCUUUAUCUACUAUUCUACUGCAGCUAUCUACUUAUCUUAUAUCUAAAACUUUAAACCACGAACUACUACAUAAUAAAAAUAGCCAUCUAUAAUAACCGCUCUUACAAGUUAGUAUACCCAGUUACAAGUUACAACGCGCGGCAAUGAAUUUUUUUCAUUUCUUCCACUGCGGCAUUCUGACAAAAUAUUUUGUCGUUAAUUUAUUGCGGGAGCAUUAUAUUAUUAUGCGCGUUGCUCACGCCUUGCUUGACGUCUACUCGCUCGCUGCUCGGUCGUGCCUCGUUGUCCGUACUCCGUUACCUACCUGUUAUGCCGGACAGACUAUACAUUUAAGUCCAGAAAUCAGUGACAAUCGCGGAUUAAUAAUAUAUUAAUAUAUUAUUAAUUAAUCCCCUAUGAUGAUUAAUCGAACGCCUAAUAAACGGACAACAAUUAAUGUCGGUCGAGUGCUAAUAAUCGAUUUUGUUUUGUGUUCGUUCAAAUAGACGGUUAACUCAAGAUCGUUUCCGGUGUAAAUCAGCAUACCUACCUGGGGAAUCGACUGUAUUGUUUUAAUUCAUAACAAUUUAUCUCAACGACUGCGAAAUAUGGAUUACAACAGUAUUGAUGAAGAUGAUGUUGACAAUUUAAGGCUAGCAGCUCUUAUGACGUUAAAAAAAAAAUCAUAUUUAUCAAUAAAUACAAGAACUGGUAUGUCAGAAAACAUUUUUCCGCAUAAUACAUUGGCACAUAGUAGUCCCCGGGCUAGUUCCUACAAUUCUCCUGCAAGAAACAAUGGAGGUUGGUUUCCUUCAUCAAAUAAAUCGUCCAGUAAACGUUCAUCACGCCAUGUAAAUUUAAAAAAAUCAGUUUAUUCCAAUAGUAAUUUGAUUUCUAUUGUACCAUCUGAUAUUGAAUGUGAUUUUUACUCUGAUUUGACUAAUUCUACCCUUGCACUUAAUUCUGAGGUUGAAAAGUCAUCGAAUAUUCAUAACUCAAGUAAUGAAGUUUCCACUAAAUUCAGCAGAUUAGAACAUGAAUCUGAGUCUGAAGAAAGUGAUGAUAGUGAACCAGAAAUAAAUGAAAAAGACGAAUCAGAUGAUUGUGAUAUCUUAUCAUUGGGAGAAAAAGAUAAAGAUUUAGAUGACCUCGACACAUUAAUGGAUAUUAUAGAGGCUGAAAUUGCUGAUGGAGUGAACGAAUCAUCUAUCAAUAAAAGUUCAAGUUUAAAAAUAAACAACGAUUGUGUGAUAAAAAAUGCUACUGAAUUGAAUACUAACAGAAAUGAACAAAUUGCAUUAAAUCAACCCAAGAUAAUUGAAGACUCUGAAUCACAGUUAAAUCCAUCUAAAAAAGAACAUGAAUCUAUAAUUACUUUAGAAACCAAUACUAACUCUCCAUCUGAAAGUAGUUUGUUGAAAUCAUCUGUUGUUUUGAAAUCUCCAAUGCCAUCUAAUAUAAAAAGAUCAAUCUCUCCUUAUACUAAAUAUUUAAAUAGAUGUUCUACUACAGUUGGUCAUUCAAGGCCUCAACAUACAUCUUUACCUCCUAAAAAGUUAUCACCAAUAAAAGAAAAAAUUCUUUCCCCAGUCCGAUGUUCUCCUCCAAAAUCUCAGAAUCCUUCAUCGUCUCCAAAAAAAACACAAGUCAUAUCACCUAAUAAUAGAAGACAAUCUCAAUUUAUUGGAAAAAGUAUAUCCCUUAAGAGGAAAUCAAGAUCACCAGAUAAUAGCUAUUCUAUUAAAAAAUCAAAUAGCCCAAUAAAGAAACUAAAGAGAUCAAGACAAAUAUCUCCUACUAUUCGAUGUGCUGAUAAUAAUUAUCACUUACAGAAAACAGUUAAACUUAAGCUUGUUGAUAAACAAGUAGAAACGAGACCAUUUGAUCUUCCUCUAGAACAGGUGCUCGAUGUUAAAAAUUUAUCCAUACAACAUACUGAUUCUGUUGAUCUGAGAACAGAACUAAAAAGACGAAGAGCUCUUCGACUAAAUAUGAAUGAAUUGGAUUUAAAGAAAAAAUCAGAAUCAUUUUAUCCUACUAGGUUAUUACAGUCUGCAAUUAGAGAUGCAGUUGAUUCAAGUGCUCAUGGAGUGAAAAGAAAGGAAUAUUCUAACAAACCAGGAAUAAGAGUACAAACUGAAGGUAAUUCAAAUGGCCGAAGAGUCAUCUUACUUUCAGAAAAUCAAUAUAAUUAUUAUAAUGAUGAAGUAGACUCUUAUUCAAGUGCAAAGAGACUAAAAGGCAAUUGCAAGAAAGUUCCACUUCAUUUCCAGGUAACAGGUGUUCCUAACAAUAAAAUGGAACAAAAAGGAUUAAAGAAGAUCAUUAGGCAAAACAUUAAUGUUACAGAUAUAGAUCAGAUGUAAAUAUUCACUACCAUAUUCUUCAGCAAAACAGAAGUAGCAGCAUUUUAUCGUCAUAAAGUAUAUUAUAAUAUUAUUUUGAAAUUGUCUACUUCAAUGGUUGUCAACUAUAUCUACUUAAAAUGUGUUGAUGCUGUGCAUUUAUAUGUAAUUUAUGUCAUCAAGUUCCAACUUUAAUACAUCAGGAAUCUCACAUUUAUUAUUUUUGUAAAUAAGUUCACCCAUUAAUAUUGUAUUCUCAUUUUAAUUUCAUGUUGAUUAACUCAAAAGAUAAUUUGAUUAAAAAAAAAUUAUCUCUUAAUUACAUAAUAUUAUAUUUAACAUACAUACAUCACAUAAUUAGAUGCAAACUGUUUUCUGAUUUGUAUAAAACAUUUUGUUAAGACUACUGUUCAUGUAUAAAUUAGAUAGAUUAAUUUAAUUUUAAUAGCUAAAUUUGUAAGUUAUUGUACGUUAAAUAACUUU